AUGGCCCUAGCGAGUGCCUUCUUGCCCGGUUCCUCCCCCAUCUCUUUCAGUUUUAGAGAGAACAACAAACCGGGAGGGUCUCUUUCCUUUCACAGAAUUGGUCAUAGUCACAAUAACCUCCGAUGCUUGGCCACCCAGCAGACCCUUUCCCUCCCUCCUUCCUCUCUAAGAAACUCAGCCAACUACCAGCCUACCCUCUGGAAUUACGACUUCCUCCAGUCCCUGAACAAUGGUUAUACGGAUGAGAAGUACGAAACCAGAGAAAGGAAUCUGCUCGAGGAUGUGAGGAGAAUGAUCUUGAAUCAAAAUACGGAGCCACUGGCAAAACUUGAGCUCAUUGACGACGUCCAACGCCUAGGCCUUGGCUACCGCUUUCAGAGUGAGAUCAAACACGCUCUUGAUUGUUAUGUCUCUUGGAAACAAAAACGCUCUCAAACAAAACAGCACACAAGCCUACAUGAAGCUGCUCUAAGCUUCAGACUCCUCAGAGAUCAUGGCUAUCACAUCUCACCAGAUAUAUUUGAGAGUUUCAAGGACCAAAACGGUAAUUUUAAGGCAUGCCUCAGCAGAGAUGUGAAAGGGAUGUUGAGUCUGUACGAGGCAACAUUUCUGGGAUACCAAGGAGAGGACAUUCUGGAGGAAGCCAAGGCCUUCACCACCAUCCAUCUUAGAGACAUAAAGCAACAUGUAAGCAACGAUCAUCUGUUGGAACAAGCAAUCAGUCACGCGCUGGAUCUUCCAGUGCAUCGCAGGACACGAAGGUUAGAGGCGAGAUGGUACAUAGAAGCCUAUGGUCAGAGAAAAGACGCAGACGCGGUCCUUCUCGAAGCUGCUGUACUGGAUUUUAACAUAGUACAGUCAACACUCCAGAGAGAUCUCCAAGAAAUGUCAAGGUGGUGGAAGGCGAUGGGAUUGGCCUCAAAGUUGAGUUUCAGCAGGGACAGGCUAACGGAGUGCUUCUUUUGGGCCGUGGGAAUGGCGUCCGAACCUCAACAGAGUGAGCUUCGAAAAGCACUAACCAAAGUCACUUGUUUCAUUACCACAAUCGACGAUGUAUAUGAUGUUUAUGGCACUUUGAAUGAACUUGAGCUUUUUACCACCGCUGUUGAAAGGUGGGAUAUCAAUGCCAUACAAGAUCUGCCAGAGUACAUGAAAGUGAGUUUCCUAGCUCUGUACAACACUGUCAAUGAAAUGGCUUAUGAGGCACUGAGAGAGCAAGGACGCAAUAUCCUGCCCUACCUCACCAAAGCUUGGGCAGACAUGUUGAAAGCAUUCCUGCAAGAAGCCAGGUGGUCCCAUGACAAACAUCUGCCCUCAUUUGAUGCCUACUUGAGAAACGCAUGGGUGUCAGUUUCAGGAGUAUUAAUCCUCAUUCAUGCCUAUUUCUUUCUUGAUCACAACUUCUCAGAGGAGUCACUUCAAUCGUUGGAACCCCACCAUCACCUUUUGCAUUGCCCUUCCGUUAUUUUUCGGCUCUGCAACGAUUUGGGCACAUCAAAGGCGGAGUUAGAGAGAGGUGAAGCAGCAAGUUCGAUAGUAUGUCACAUGCAUCAAAGUGGGGCCACUGAGGAGAAUAGCAACAAAUACGUACGCGGUUUGGUGGAUGAGACUUGGAAGGAGAUGAACAAAGGAAGAGAAAUGGAGUCCACAUUUUCAAAAGCUUUUGUGGAAACUGCGAUGAACCUUGCCAGAACUUCCCAUUGCACCUACCAGUAUGGUGAUGGCCAUGGAGCCCCGGAUUCCACAUCCAAAAGCCGGAUUCGAUCAUUAAUUGUCGAACCCAUUCAGCUUUCUAGGAAUUAA
This is a messenger RNA of Neltuma alba, 1803 nucleotides long. Its product is annotated as tricyclene synthase TPS4, chloroplastic-like. The transcript is spliced from 7 exons. Gene Ontology annotation, biological process: diterpenoid biosynthetic process. Bases 1 to 1803 code for a protein of 600 amino acids. Gene Ontology annotation, molecular function: magnesium ion binding; terpene synthase activity. Lineage: Eukaryota; Viridiplantae; Streptophyta; Magnoliopsida; Fabales; Fabaceae. The record is from RefSeq and is a predicted model, not a curated record.